GGACAGAUGAGCUGCACAGGCAGAAGACGGUAUUCCUUUACUAAACCAAAUCUGCUCUGAGUGAUUUCUCUUCAGUCGAGCUGCAUCAUGAGAACGUUGACUGUGCUCGUUUGCAUCAUGUUGACUUCGACUCGAGCUGCCGCAGAAAGUCGUCUGGUCAAGAGGUCGGCCGCUUGUUCCGGCCGCUGGUCGGAGUUCAACGGUCGCUGUUUCCAGUACAUUCCCAGAUCCCUGAGUUGGGCUCGAGCUGAGAGAAACUGUCAGUCUCUGGGCGGAAACCUGGCGUCUGUCCACAACAUCAUGGAGUACCAGGAGAUUCAGAGGCUGAUAAUGACGGUCAGCUACGAGUACAAAGAAACCUGGAUUGGAGGCUCCGACGCUCAGGAGGAGAACCAGUGGCUCUGGAGCGACGGCACGCCUUUCAUUUAUGUCAACUGGUGUCCUGGAGAGCCGAACGACCACAUGGGCGCGCAGCACUGCCUGAGAAUAAACCACGCAGCUCAGAAGUGCUGGGACGACUUUCAGUGUCACACUCCGAAACCAUCCGUCUGCGCCAAAAAAAUCUGAAGCCUAGAUGAAGCCUCAGUAUCUCAAUUUGCAUCUCUAUCGUAGUUCUAUCGCUGCAACGCAACUUAAGGAAAAAAGCAACGAUGCAACAGAAACAAAUUCAACGGGUUGCUUCUUCUGAAUCUUUAAUGAGACGGAGUUUGGUAUGCCAUGAUCGUUUUUAGCACAGCUUUAUUCUGGAAAUGAAAAUCAUCUGUGUUUGUGCAAGAAUAAAAGACUAAAGCUCUGAAA
Molecule: messenger RNA, 798 nt
Organism: Stegastes partitus (bicolor damselfish)
Lineage: Eukaryota; Metazoa; Chordata; Actinopteri; Pomacentridae
Product: type-2 ice-structuring protein-like
Exons: 5
Coding region: 88-567 (159 amino acids)
Source: RefSeq, a predicted model, not a curated record